UCGACGUGCGUUAGAGAUACCUGGUGUCGCCAUGGGACGCCGCCCCGCUCGUUGUUACCGGUAUUGCAAGAAUAAGCCGUAUCCAAAGUCUCGCUUUUGCCGAGGCGUCCCUGAUGCCAAGAUCCGUAUCUUUGACCUGGGUCGGAAGAAGGCAAAAGUGGAUGAGUUCCCACUCUGUGGACACAUGGUGUCUGAUGAGUAUGAGCAGCUCUCUUCUGAAGCCCUGGAGGCCGCCCGAAUUUGUGCCAACAAGUACAUGGUGAAAAGUUGUGGCAAAGAUGGCUUUCACAUCCGAGUGCGACUCCAUCCAUUACAUGUUAUCCGCAUCAACAAGAUGUUGUCCUGUGCUGGGGCUGACAGACUCCAGACAGGUAUGCGAGGUGCCUUUGGAAAACCCCAGGGUACAGUGGCCAGAGUCCGCAUUGGUCAAGUCAUCAUGUCCAUCCGCACCAAGCUUCAGAACAAGGAACAUGUGAUUGAAGCCUUACGCAGGGCCAAGUUCAAGUUCCCUGGGCGCCAGAAGAUUCAUAUCUCCAAGAAAUGGGGCUUUACCAAGUUUAAUGCUGAUGAAUUUGAAGACAAAGUGGCUAAGAAGUGCCUCAUCCCGGAUGGUUGUGGAGUCAAAUACAUCCCCAGCCGUGGCCCUCUGGAUAAGUGGCGAGCUCUGCACUCGUGAGGUCUUUGACCGCACUGGCAAUUUUGACCAUGCUGGUCUGACUUUUGUGAACCAAUAAAUUUUAUUUAUGGCAAAA
This is a messenger RNA of Balaenoptera musculus (blue whale), 752 nucleotides long. RefSeq names its product ribosomal protein L10 like (gene RPL10L). The transcript has a single exon. NCBI's taxonomy places the organism in Eukaryota, Metazoa, Chordata, Mammalia, Artiodactyla, Balaenopteridae. The record is from RefSeq and is a predicted model, not a curated record. Gene Ontology annotation, cellular component: ribosome; cytosolic large ribosomal subunit. Gene Ontology annotation, molecular function: structural constituent of ribosome. Gene Ontology annotation, biological process: ribosomal large subunit assembly; translation. Bases 32 to 676 code for a protein of 214 amino acids.